GUUGUUCGUAAUACAGCUUUAGUGGGAUACCUGAGCAUGUGAGCAUGGAUUAGCUUUAGCAGAGUAUAUAUAGCAACACAGAGCAGCAGAAGCCAGAAAGGGAAGGGGAACUAGAGAAACCAAGAAGAAGAGGAAGAAGAUGUCUUCUAAUUCAUCUUUGCAUAUUGUGAUCUUCCCUUUCAUGUCGAAAGGCCACACCAUACCGAUGCUUCACCUUACACGCCUCCUCCUCCUCCGUCGCGGCAUCACCAUCACCAUCGUCACCACCCAGGCAAAUUCUCCCUUCAUCCGUCAAUCUCUGUACGAUACUCAACCUCCUGUCAAUGUCAUCGAACUAGCUUUCCCAGCCAACAUCCCUCAACUCCCACCAGGUGUCGAGAGCACCGACCGUCUACCUUCAAUGUCUCUCUUCGUCCCCUUAGCUAACGCCACCAAGCUGAUGCAACCCGAUUUCGAAAGAGUCCUCAAGAGCCUCUCUGCUUCUGGUGGUAUCAGCUUCAUAAUCUCCGACGGCUUCUUUGGUUGGACUCAGCAAUCAGCAGAGAAGUUUGGCAUCCCAAGGCUAGUCUUCUCCGGCAUGAAUAACUACACCAUGACUAUUUGCGGAGUCCUAGCUGGGGAUCGUUCCCAUUUGAGACUCGGCCCGGACGAGCCUUUCACAGUGCCUGGCUUCCCAUGGGUCAAUCUCACCAUGAAUGAUUUUGACCCAACCUUCAAUGACCCAGAACUGAAGGGUCCGCAUAUGGAGUUCAUAAUGGAAGUGGCCACAGCGACGUCCAAAAGCCAGGGCAUCGUCGUGAAUAGCUUCUACGAAUUGGAGCCCACUUACUUGGAUUACUGGAACCGUGAGUUCGUCCCUAAGGCCUGGUGUGUUGGACCCCUCUGCUUGGCCGAGCCACCGAAGGUUGACCGGGAUCAGAAACCCGAAUGGAUCAAAUGGCUCGACCAGAAAUCGGCCGAGGGUCGGUCUGUUCUAUAUGUGGCGUUUGGUUCUCAGGCGGAGAUCUCGCCGGAGCAGCUACGAGAGAUGGCGGAUGGGCUGGAGCAGUCGGAGGUGUGCUUUCUAUGGGUGGUGAGAUCGAAGGUGGAAGGGUUGGAAGAGAGGGUGAAGGAGAGAGGAUUGGUGGUGAGGGAGUGGGUAGACCAGGUGGAGAUACUCCGGCAUGAGAGCGUGAAUGGGUUCAUGAGCCACUGCGGUUGGAACUCGGCGAUGGAGAGUAUAUGCGCGUCGGUUCCGAUCUUGGCUUGGCCCAUGAUGGCGGAGCAACCGUUCAACGCUCGAAUGGUGGCGGAGGAGCUGGGUGUGGGACUGAGGAUCGUGGCAAGUAACGGGUCGGUUCGUGGGUUUGUGAGUUCGGAGAUAGUGGAGAAGAUGGUGAGAGAGUUGAUGGAGGGAGAGGAGGGAAAGAAGGCGAGGAGGAAGGUGAAGGAUAUUGGAAAGGCUGCUAGGAAGGCCAUGGAAGGUGGAUCGUCGUGGCGCACGUUAGACCAGCUCAUUGACGAGACUUGUAGGAAGAAGGAUCCAUGAGAUUUCCUAGUGUUGUAUUAUCGAGUGUGGAUUAGGUUCAGCUGAAAUCCACCACUUGGUUAAUUGUUUAGUCGAUUUUUAUCCGGAUUACAUUUGUGAGGAUCCGUCCGUACAACAAUGGUUCUCGUACAAAAAUCAUUCGGUUUAUUGGAUUCCUGCCCUUUUAUUUGUGUG
Macadamia integrifolia is the source of this 1702-nucleotide messenger RNA. RefSeq names its product UDP-glycosyltransferase 90A1-like. The record is from RefSeq and is a predicted model, not a curated record. Lineage: Eukaryota; Viridiplantae; Streptophyta; Magnoliopsida; Proteales; Proteaceae. Gene Ontology annotation, molecular function: UDP-glycosyltransferase activity.